AUGGCUACCCUGGGUGCUCCGGGCCCUAUGGUCGAUCACCACCAUUCCUUACAGUCGAUGGUGACGACGCUCUGGCGCCAGGUCAACUACCAUCGUCCACGGACUCGCAUAGCGAAAGCUCUCUCCGUUACGGUCGCAAUCUGUUUGUUUCUUAUACUUUUCUCCUCGCGGUCUUCAGGUCCGACUGUCAAUUACUAUACCAAGUUCCCAUCUCAUUAUCCGACCAAGGAACGCUCCGAAGACGCCUUGAUCCUUUCCGAUGAAGCGAUAGCCCUCAACAAUGGCACUCUCCCCAGCAGUAUACAGAAGACAACUUCAUCCUUUCACCUCGUCCUCCCCGCGAGGCGCACAAGCCCCGCACUCUGCCGGACGGUGACCUCUGCGAUGAUUAUGGAUUUCCCGCCACCGACAUUGAUCAACUAUGGCAAAAAGCCCGGCCGGGAUUCCACGGAUUAUGAUGACAUGGCCGAGAUGGUGACGGGUGUUUACGAGUAUCUCAAGAAUACCCCACAUAUAAAGGACGAGGAUCUCGCUCUUGUCGCUGAUGGACUCGACUUCUUCUUUCAGCUGCCCGCUGAAGUGUUGGUAAAACGGUUCCAGAACCUUUUGCGAGAAAACAACUUGAAGUUGCAGAAGAAGUAUGGCUUUGCGACAGUGGAAAAUACGUCUGACAAAGGAGGGAAGCCGGAAAUCGUCCAAAAGUACAUGCAGCGGGUUCUGUUUGGCGCAGGAAAGGCAUGCUUCCCGAAUAUGGAAAGGGAUGUCGGCUGUGUUACAGUGCCGCAGUCGAGUCUUCCUCCGGACGUCUACGGGUGGAAAACCGACAUCCAUCCGGAUGGAGUUUUUUUAAAUCGGCCCCGGUGGCUGACUCCUGGCGCCGUUAUUGGUCAAGUUGGCGAUCUGAAGCUAAUCUAUGCUGAGAUCUUGCACUCAAUCAAGCAGCGCCGGAAUAGAAAUGGUGACCACCUCGCUUUGACGCAGAUAUUUGGUCGCCAGGAAUAUGUGCGUGAGCUAGAAAGACAGAGAACUUCCAAUCGGGCCAAAGAAUGGCUGUAUAGCCAGAUUGGCAUCUCCGAUGCUACCAAUAUUACAGACGCUUAUACUCCAUAUCUUGAAACUGGACGACGAUACGAAUUUGGAAUUGGUGUCGAUUACGAAUCUCGCAUUUUUUUCAAUUCGGAAAGCUCUCAUUGGGAUGUUGAGUGGUUCAGAUACAACAAUAUCAAUAGAACAUCAGAAAUUCAAGGGCAAUUCGGCAUCCCACGAGAAAGGCGCCUUUUGCUUCCAACAGAUCUGGAAGCCGAGAAUCUCGAAAGCCCUUUUACCCAGCGGAGACUUGCCAAGGAAGAAAUGACCAACCUUCCUUACAAUGAAACGCUUGAUGAUCUUCCAAAUUCCAAAAAGACUUCGUGGCACAACAUCCGAUUGAUGACCAAUGUCCACUCAACGACCGUGCCCGCAAUGCUGCACAUGGAAGAUGAUGAUUAUCUACGAGAUUCCUGGUGGGAGCAGAUGUGGUUCUACCCAUGGGCUCGUGCUCUUCUCCGCAAAUACAUGCGGUCACCGCGUGGCUUAGCCGUCGCCCAGUCAGCCCUGCGUGGGGGACAAGACUGGUGGGACAUGCGCGGUGGCAGAGGAGGCGUCUGGACAGAUAGAGGGGAAUGGAUUGACUAUGGUGAAAUGUGCGGUGGUUACGCACGAGACAUCUUCAAUGAUGGUUUUGGGCCCUGGGGUAAAGAAAACGGAGAAGACGACGAGGAACCCGUCUACAACCAAUUCGGGAACCUGGUCAAGGGCCACGAAUAA
Molecule: messenger RNA, 1806 nt
Organism: Aspergillus wentii DTO 134E9
Lineage: Eukaryota; Fungi; Ascomycota; Eurotiomycetes; Eurotiales; Aspergillaceae
Product: glycosyltransferase domain-containing protein
Exons: 2
Coding region: 1-1806 (601 amino acids)
Source: RefSeq, a predicted model, not a curated record